AUGGAGAUGCUGCGUCAAAUUCAGUUGAAUAUUCCUUUGAUGGAUGCCUUGAGGGAGAUUCCCGGUUAUGCUAAGAUGAUGAAAGAUCUAAUGUCACGGAAGUUUGAUUUUCAGGAUCUAUCCAUUGCGUUGUGUGAUUUGGGAGCCAGCAUAAAUCUGAUGUCGCUAGUUGUGUACACCAAACUGGGCAUUGGUAGAGCUAGGCCAACUUUGAUGCUGCUACAGCUGGCUGACCGCACAGUGAAGAGGCCCACUAGUAUUCUUGAUGAUGUGUUGGUGCAAGUGGGGAAGUUCGUGUUCCCUGUAGACUUUGUUAUCUUGGAUUGUCAGGUGGAUAAAGAGAUACCCCUUAUUUUAGGGAGACCAUUUUUAGCCACUGGGAGAGCACUGAUCGACUGUGAAACUGGGGAAUUAAAAAUGAGAUUGAACGAUGAAGAAGUCAUAUUCAAUGUUCAACAAUCUAUGAGUAGACACAGUGACUAUGCUAAUUGCUCUCUAGUGGAAGCAGUGGAUGUAAUCCUGCAAGAAGAUGAUAUGACCUUAACUGUAAAAGAUCCAUUGGAGGCAUGUCUGAUGAAUUUAGAAGAAAUGAAUGGUGAAGGGUUAGCUGAAUGGGUCAUGGCACUGGAAGGCCGAGGAUUUUGGUCAAGGGAACCUUAG
This is a messenger RNA of Nicotiana tabacum (common tobacco), 660 nucleotides long. NCBI's taxonomy places the organism in Eukaryota, Viridiplantae, Streptophyta, Magnoliopsida, Solanales, Solanaceae. The record is from RefSeq and is a predicted model, not a curated record.